GAUAGUGGAACAUACAUCGAUGCUCUUGCUCCUGGCGGGAGUGCAGCGAAAACAAAGAUGUUCCAGCCAGGGGACAAAGUUCUUGCGACAAGUGCUGUCUUUGGGAAUGAGAUCUGGCCAGCGGCAGAGUAUGGACGCACAAUGUACACUGUUCGUCAAAGAAUUGGACCUCUUCUCAUGAAGAUGCAAAAAAAAUACGGAGAAAGAGAAGAUCAGGCUGUAUCGUCUGGGAAACUCGCAGCGCAAAGAAACGCGAAUGUCAUCAGUGAGCAGCUUCGUGAAAUCCAGCUCAAGAAGCAAAGAGAAGAGGACCUUCGGGAUGGCCUUCAACUCUACAAAAAAUCAGCCUAUCAAGAAGCACUGUCAAAAUUCGAGUCUGUACUUGGAUCCAAGCCCGAGGGGCUUGAAGAAGCAAUCGCCAGCUACAAUGUAGCGUGCUGCUACGCAAAACUUGACCAGGUUGAAGCAGGGCUUUCAGCUCUGGGGGAGGCUCUGGAGGCUGGUUUUGAGGAUUAUAAGAAAAUAAGAACUGAUGAAGAUCUGGCAAGCUUGAGAGCAUCACCGGAAUUUAAAGCGUUGAUUGACAAGUAUGACGAGCCUAUAUUCAAUGAGAAUGCUGUCAAAGCUAUCAAAGGUCUCUUUGGUUUCUUUGGCAAAACAUAAGCAUACCAAAGUAAAUCAUUCUUAUUGACUCUUAUUCAUAUAUGUUUGCCAUCAAUAAAUAAUUAACUAUUUAUCA
Molecule: messenger RNA, 739 nt
Organism: Selaginella moellendorffii
Lineage: Eukaryota; Viridiplantae; Streptophyta; Lycopodiopsida; Selaginellales; Selaginellaceae
Product: protein MET1, chloroplastic
Exons: 7
Coding region: 58-663 (201 amino acids)
Molecular function (GO): protein binding
Source: RefSeq, a predicted model, not a curated record